AUGUCCCUGGACCUGGUGGCUGCCGUUAGGCAAGUGAUCAUCCCGCACAUGCCAAAUGAGAGGCUGAAGCUGAGAGCUGGAAUCCAUACGGGGCCCUGUGUGGCCGGUGUUGUUGGGCAUAAGAUGCCGCGCUAUUGCCUGUUUGGAGACACCGUGAACACGGCUUCUCGGAUGGAGUCUACCAGCCUACCACAGAAAAUCCACAUCAGCUCAGUUACCUACCAGGCGCUCAUCAUCGACAACGCCUACGAGAUUGAGCCUCGCGGAGAGAUUGAAGUGAAGGGUAAAGGGAAGAUGAAGACCUACUGGCUGCUG
Messenger RNA from Staurois parvus, 315 nucleotides. NCBI's taxonomy places the organism in Eukaryota, Metazoa, Chordata, Amphibia, Anura, Ranidae. The record is from the annotation of a GenBank genome assembly.